AUGACGCCGGUCACAACAUGUGUGUUGCUGGCGCUCAUCUGCGUCUUGAGCUUCUCCAUCCGCCUCUUUCCGUUCGUUGUAUGGGGUAGUGUUAUUCAUGAAUUCGAUCCGCAGUUUAAUUUCCGAGUGACCAAGUUCCUGGCCAAGCAUGGUGUCUACGAGCUUCUGAACUGGUUCGACGAUCGCGCGUGGUACCCUCUGGGUCGUACUGUCGGAACUACCGUGUAUCCUGGCCUUAUGGCCGGCGCUGCUGGGAUGCAAUGGCUUCUGACAACCAUACUGCGCGUACCGAUCUCCAUUCGCGAUGCCUGCGUCUUCCUCGCACCAACAUUCGCGGCUCUUGCCUGUGUGGCGCAGUUCUUGCUGACUCAGGAGAUUACAGAAGAUAACAGGACGGCACUACUAUCGGCCAUGCUAUUGGGCGUGUCGCCUGCGUACAUCUCACGAUCGACUGCCGGUUCUUUUGACAAUGAAGGAAUUGCAAUCUUCCUAUUGAUCUUUACCUUUUACUUAUGGGUGAAGGCUAUCAAGACGGGGGCAAUGAUAUGGGCGGCAUUUGCUGCAAUUUUGUACUUUACCAUGGCACUCUCGUGGGGAGGAUAUGUGUUUAUUAUCAACAUUAUCCCGAUCCACGUGUUGGUAUUGCUGCUCUCGGGUCAUUACUCAGCCAAAUUAUAUGUUGCGUACUCGACGUUUUAUCCGCUAGCGACACUGGGAACAAUGUCAGUGCCGUUUAUUGGAUUCAACGCAGUACUAAAGGGCGAAUCGGCUGGAUCGCAUGGAGUUUUUGGACUUUUACAAGUGUAUGCUUUCAUGCAAUAUUUAUCUACUCAGAUACCAAAACGCCACUUUUCGCGGCUUCUUCAAACUUGUUUGAGUACCGGUACAGCUAUCGCCGGUAGCGGUUUGCUGUUUGCAUUUUUGCAAGGGAAGCUGCAAUGGAGUGGGCGAAGUUUGACACUGCUGGACCCAACGUACGCGUCCAAGUACAUUCCAAUCAUUGCGUCAGUGGGAGAACACCAACCGACUGUGUGGUCAGCGUUUUACUUCUCACUUGGACCAGCAAUGCUGUUCAUUCCGUUGGGAAUGUUUUAUUCAUUCCAGAAACUGGACGCUGCUUUUGUGUUUAUGAUCGUGUACAGCACAUUUGCGUUCUACUUUUCAGGUAUCAUGGUUCGAUUGUUGCUUACCCUAGCUCCAGCAGCGUGCUAUCUUUCGGCGGUUGGCGCAUCGGGAUUCAUGCAGAAAGUUAUGGAAAUGACGAGCAGAGAUACAGCCGGUUGUCCAGUAGAAGGAGGGAAGACCAAUGAGACAACGAACAACAUUGCGGCACAAGACGAUGAGAAAGAAGAUCCAAGAAAAUCGCAUAUUGGGGACAUCUUUUUGGCCCUUUGUGCUAAGUUGCGGUUUCAACCUGACCAAAAGAUUGUUGGCGAAAAACAGAAGCCUUCAAGGACGCUCCAGCUGCUUGUUUUGGCUUGCGGAUUGUUACAGUUUCUCCUCAUUAUUCACGCCCGUCAUUCGUCCAAAAUCGCCAAGAAAGUAUACUCGUCAACGUCACUUGUGUUUGAAAAAAUGAACAUGACGACGAUGAAAAAGGAUUUGCACGACGACUUUCGUGAAGCAUUUACCUGGUUGCGACAGAAUACUCCCGAAAACGCUAAAAUCCUGAGCUGGUGGGACUACGGAUACCAGAUCACCACGCUGGCAAAUCGUACAGUGCUAGUGGACAACAAUACGUGGAACAAUACGCACAUCGCUACUGUCGGACGCGUACUAACCUCACAGGAAGAUGACGCGUUACCGAUUUUACGCAGCCUUGAUGUCGAUUACGUGUUCUUAUUGUUUGGGGGAAAAGUCGGCAUGCCGGGUGAUGACCUGGAUAAGUUGCCGUGGAUAGUCAAGAUUUCAGAAGGAGUGUUUCCGGACGAUGUGGUUGAGUCUGAGUUUCAGGUGAAUGGACGAUACAUUUUCCAUGAGAAUGCCACGCUUGCCAUGACGCAAAGCGUUCUCUAUAAGCUCAGUUAUUUCGAGUUCAACCAAGUACAGAGCUUACCAGUGAAAGAGAAUGACGAUCCCGUUUUUGGAUGGGAUAUGAACCGUCGAAUUCGAAUUUCAGGGCACAACAUUGACCUUCACAAUUUUGAGCACGUGUUUACCUCGGAUGCGUGGAUGGUUCGGAUUUAUCGGGUCAAGCCGAUUAGGUAG
Peronospora farinosa is the source of this 2208-nucleotide messenger RNA. Lineage: Eukaryota; Oomycota; Peronosporomycetes; Peronosporales; Peronosporaceae. The record is from the annotation of a GenBank genome assembly.